GCCUCCACCGCGCAUGCGCACCCCCUGCAGAAACCCUGCGCGCUCGAGGGAGACGGGAAACAUGGCCCUCGAUCAUUUCAUUUUCGCUCAAUGCAUUCUUUAUUUUUUAGCCUUCGUGUUCGGGUUCAUCGCAGUGGUGCCUCUGUCCGAAAACACGGAGGACUUCGGGGGGAAAUGUUUGCUGUUCACGCGGGGCGUGUGGCAGAAUGAGAACAUCACGGUGUCGAAGCAGCGCUUCGUCGUGGAGGAGUGGGGCGCCGAGUCCUCCUGCAGCUUCGUCGCUUUCGUCGGCAUAGCCUCGCUCAUAUUGUCCGCAGUGCAGGCUUGGAGGCUGCUCUUCUUCCUGUGCAAAGGACACGACGAUACGAGCUUUAAUGCCUUCCUCAACCUGCUGAUCAGCUCCUCGGUGGUCUUCACCGUCUUCCUGUCGAGCACCAUGGUCAGUGUGGGCUUCAACCUGUGGUGCGACUCCAUCACCGAAGGUGGCGCCUUGCCCAGCAGCUGCGAAGACCUCCAGGACACUGACCUAGAACUGGGCCUGGACAACGCGACUUUCUAUGACCAGUUUGCUAUAGCUCAGGUAAAUCCCGCUGUCACCGUUCUAUGGAGCCAACAAAACCUCCAUCCCGCGUCAUUCUCCCCUUGCAGUUUGGCCUGUGGGCCGCGUGGCUCACCUGGCUGGCUAUCGCCGUGCUGGCCUUUCUCAAGGUCUUCCACAACUACAGACAGGAAGACCUGCUGGACAGCCUCAUCCAUGAGAAGGAUCUACUCCUCGGACGCUCCUCUCGCCGCAGCUCGGACCUCAAGACUGGCCUCAUCUAGAAAACAAAGAAUGCGCACGAACAAACACACACUCACUCUAUAGUCUAGGCAGUCGUCUCUCCUGAGUUUCACGAGAAACGCCAACGUUUGCCUCUGUCGACAAUCCAAAACAGUCGGCUUUUGCUCCCGUUGUGCAGAGUGUCAAUCGAAGGGUUUCACUUUGUUCUCGAGCUUAUUGAUUUUCCCUAAGAAAAUCCACCGAUUGUUGUUAAUCCUUGCUUGAUGGCGUCUCUCCCCCAACGCAGUAUACGGUCCUUCGUUUAUCUGAUAGUGGAGCUGGUAUCUCACAGAAAAUGUACUCCCAGUCGAUAAAUACUCAGAAGUGCAGUGUUAACAACUUGGGACAUUUUGUUGAAUCACGUCUUUGUGAACCUUACGCACGAAACCAAAUGCACGAGCAAAUAACAAUACAGUGGCUUUUCGAUCGGAAUGGAUCAUACACCUUGUUUUAUACGCCAAUAAAUGUGACUUUUGUUUUAUUCUAGGUCCACACUUCAUCCCGCAUGCUGCAGCAACAAUAAUAAACCGGCGUGCUUUUGUGGUGUACUCGCACUUGUGCUAUAGUUGUACAAAAUAAGAAGUGUACUUUUGCGGUCGGUCCCAAACUGCUUUUAGGAACUGGUGUCCCACACUAUCUCAGGCUACCUGCUACUAUAUACUGUCAGCAUUUACAGUAAUAUAAAUAUGAGAAACCCCCAAAAUGACUGCAUCCAUCUCACAAGAAAGUCAAUAACCAUUUGAUGAGUUUUAUUGGAAACGGCGGAAAUCACAAAACAGAAGGAACCAAGAAAACAGUCCAUAUAAAGGCACUUGUUACAAAGUGACCUGAAAUGCAGCCAAGGUAACUGUGCAUACGCGCAGCUUUGUUGGCAAGAGUAGAGCCUCUUUGCUUCCAUACAAGUAUUAUAUAUAUAUAUCUAUCUAUAUAUGACAUAAUCUACUUUCCCCGAAAUCCAUGACAUGAAGAAAUAUGGGAUACGUGUUGUUGCUAAUAAUGAGAGGUACAGUGCGAUUGUGUGCCUAUAAAUGCAUACGGUGGUUUGAAUGACGCUUUGAUAAAGAGGGCUGACAUAA
This is a messenger RNA of Phyllopteryx taeniolatus (common seadragon), 1896 nucleotides long. RefSeq names its product transmembrane protein 179. Lineage: Eukaryota; Metazoa; Chordata; Actinopteri; Syngnathiformes; Syngnathidae. The record is from RefSeq and is a predicted model, not a curated record. Bases 14 to 865 code for a protein of 283 amino acids. The transcript is spliced from 3 exons.